CCUUGUCUUUUUGCAGCUGCUCCGAGGUUCACCGUACCGAAACUCAAGCUUCAACAAAAGCUGAUAGCCCUACCGGUCGGAAACUCCGCGAAACUUGACUGUUCCGCCGAUGGAUACCCUCGCCCCUGGGUUGCAUGGUACAAGAAUGGAAAACCGUUUAAAGAGAGAAGAGGUAGCUCUCUGUACUUGGAUUGGAAGUAUGUGUUGGCUUUGAAGGAUGUGGUUCCGUCAGAUACUGGGACAUACAGCUGUAAUGUCAGUAACCAUCUGGGUUGGAUAAACCAGUCAUACUACCUUGAUGUGCGCGGUAAGGUCAUUGAUAUAAAACGCCUGGAAAAUGUAGCCUACGUCGCAGACGUAAGCUAACCUCGGUCAGUAACGUCUGCAAAGCAGCGCCGAGAUCUUUGUUCUGCGCCCCCAAUGGACUCAACGAAAUACCGGAAGUACGUUUCGAAUUCCCUUUCAUCUUAAUUGGCAUUUCGACAACGUCAUUUUUAACAGGCCAAUCAUGGCGCAUACUCAAAUCCCUGUCACACAGGUGGGGCCCAGAAGAAGGAUUUUGGCGCUAUUUCGCAGACGGGCUUCACCAGAAGUUUAGUUCCGUGUGUGGCGCAGACUAGGAAAAUGAUGAAAGAGACGUUUGUUAAUUAUUUGUUAGCCUCUCUAUUCCAUUCAGCUUAGAUCUUCAUUUCUUGUUGGAAUUAGAAUUGGCCGGAGAAGUUUCAUAUUUUAAGGCCGCUUGUUGGGUUCAAAGUGGUCCCAAGUUAUUAAAGUAGUGUUCUGGAGACUGGAAAUAAAAGUACCCCUCAGUAACGUAACAAUUUUGGGCAAUCGUUUCGAAGAGACACUCACUGCUGCUUACACACAGACGUCUCUUGUUUCCUAGCCCUUUCUGUCUCAGUCAGCUUAGUUAGAGAUAUUUCAAAUUGUAAGGUCCGUGGAAACUGAGACUACGAAUUAUCCCUGAAUGACAACACAGAACUUUGACAAUUUUUUUAGGUAAUAGUAAGAGGAGACGUCUGCACACAAGCGACAUUAGGGACAUUAGGGAUCCAACGACGCGGUCGGCAACGAGGACGUCAAGAAAACAAUAGGUUUAAUAAGCAAAACAACAACUUUGCCCGUGCAUCACACUUUUUUGUACAUUUCUCUGCCCGUUUUUGCACGCCUGCGACGUGAAAAUGCCUAAUUUUUUUACGUAAACAAGCGAUGACGAAAUUGUGUUUCUCUUUCUGUACUUGGACACGGUCCCCAGGAAUUCAACUCCAGGAGGGUUCGCCUACAUUGGACAAAGUUAGUGGGUAGGAAUAAUUGCGAUAAAGACUGAAAGAACGCAAAUUCUUUUUUUAAGCGACGUUCUCGUUGCCGUCGCGUCGUUGGAUGUUAAAGUCCUUAUUUUCUGGCGCUGGUUGGUUGGGAGCUAAUAAGUAAUUUACGCGUAGAUAGACAAAGAAAAGCGUAACCUGUCAGAAAAAAAAAAAAAUUCUUUAUUGACAUCUUUUGUGUGAAACAAUUAUGAAUCAUCCUCUGCUGUAUGGCCUUUGCGGUAACGCUGUAGUAGUUUUCAGUUCCGCAAUGGUUUUUUUCAGUGAGGUGUAAACUACAAAAAGCUCUUCGUUUCAGAAUCGCGAGACACUAAGGGUAUAAUGAGAGACCUGCGCAAAAUCGUUCGCGUUUCUCUUGCGCUUCGCCUUGACCUUAAAACCCUCGCUAUAUGCGAUAAUGAAGAGCUUAAAACAGUGAAAGGUUUGAUCCAGGAGUCAUUUCAUUAGUAGAUGGAGCAUUACCGUCCGGGUGAGCGUAGUCCUGAAUAGCAGCUCUUGUUGACAGUGACUGCCGUUUCGACAAAAUGUGCGGCAGUUAUUUUCAGAGUCAAAGUGAGCCGGGGGACGGGGAGGUUGUUUCACGUCACUUGAUGGUAUUUAACUCUGAUUGGUGAAUUAAGUGGCAAUGUUAUUGGUUAUCUGUCUGUUAAGUCGUGAUCUUAUUGGCUAUGAAGACUCUAAAUUUGAUUGGUACGUUUCGAUUCGUCUUUACUCACACUUUUUUCAAUCUUCUUUUAUAAUAUCGGCAUAUCUGUGUUCUUCCUCCGUAGAACGAAGUCGUGCUAAGCCAGUGGUCCUUCCGAUGUCAAACGCUACAGUUUUUGUCGGUGAAAACGUGACUUUGAUAUGCAGAGCAUACAGCGACGCCAUGCCUCAUUUCCAGUGGCUCCGUUGGUUUCCUUUACAUUCCAACAGCUCUGGUAAUGACACUGAUGGCAAAAAAUUUGCUUAUGAAGUCAUAAAUCAGAACCAGCAGGAUUCCGUCAAGUACCGAAGCAGUGGCAACAACAAGGACGAAUUCCAUGGAAGCCCUUUAAGUUUGGUCAACGUUACAAAGAAAGAUGAAGGAAAGUAUACGUGCAUUGUGGGGAAUGCACUCGGUUAUUCUACAGAGCACGCUUACAUUAUCGUUCAAGAAAAACUGGGUAAGAUAGGUUCAAUGCUAAAAUGA
Messenger RNA from Porites lobata, 2496 nucleotides. Lineage: Eukaryota; Metazoa; Cnidaria; Anthozoa; Scleractinia; Poritidae. The record is from the annotation of a GenBank genome assembly.